Molecule: messenger RNA, 2115 nt
Organism: Equus caballus (horse)
Lineage: Eukaryota; Metazoa; Chordata; Mammalia; Perissodactyla; Equidae
Source: RefSeq, a predicted model, not a curated record
AUGUCCUUCUUAAAUGCAUCCCACAGAAACCUUGAUGGGUGUCAUCUUUCUGUACAUCCAGAGCAGGGAUGUUUACAUUUUCCACCAGUUGUUGCGGAAGAUGACCCGGAGCCCAAGGACAGAGGAUCCUUGGCACAACCGCCCAUUACUGGAGUGGAAUCUCAGGUGUUCUCAGAAAAACCCACCACCGGCACCUCUGCAUUUGAAGCUUCUUCUGAAGUUGAGGGUGCUUUAGAGCAGCAGCAGAGAAAUCCCGAAGUGGAGGGACUGAGGUGGUGCCCUGCCCAGGGGAAAAGUUUCGGGUGGUUGGUUGUCACCCAAGGAAAACUCCAACAUGAAUGUCGUGAAUGUGGUAAAGCCUUAUAUAGCUCACACCUUAUAAUCCACCAGAGAAUUCAUUCUGGAGAGAAGCCCUUUAGGUGUAGUGGCUGUGGGAAAACUUUCAAUCAGAGCUGAAACCUCAUUCAGCGUCAGAGAAGUCAUACAGGAAAGAAACCCUAUGAAUGUAGUGCAUGUGGAAAGUCCUUCAGGUGGCGUGCCGGUGUUGUUCAGCAUCGGAGGAUUCAUUCAGGAGAGAAGCCUGAGUGCAAUGAGUGUGGGAAGGCCUCUGGUCAAAGCUCGUAUCUGAGUCAGCAUCUGAGAAUCCACAGGGGAGGGAAACCGUUCGUCUGCAAAGAAUGUGGGAAAGCCUCCAGGUGGAGUUCAGAGCUUAUUAGACGUCAGAGAGUUCAUGCCAGAAAAGAGCCUUCCCAGUGUUCUGAAGGUAGAAAGUCCCCAGACAGAACCGUCCUUUUGUCUAGUCAAUUUUAGGGCUAGGUUCCGUAAAGGUUAUAAGCACUUUAAGGGUUUUCCUGUGUCCUUCUUGAUUUAGGACAAACUGUUUACCUGCCCCACCUGCAGAUCACCACCUCCUGUCCUCUGAGUAAGAGACUGUGUCAGUUAGGAUGCCUUCUGCUGCCAGUGACAGCCAGAACGCCUCCUCCGUCAGGGCUCUGGGCCUGGCACAGAGCGGCUGCUCAGCCAGUGGAGGUUUUUCUGUCAGUAUUACUGUGAAUGGGUCUUUGGUCCUGGCCCUUUCUCAGACCGACACUGGUCUUCCCCUCUGGACAGGGGCACAUCUGCAAGUGUCCAGGCAUGAAACAAACCACACUAGUCAUUUGAACAGGGAAAGUUUAAUAUAAAGAAGUAUUGACCAGUAAAAGGAGAUUAUCUGCUAAUGGUUAAGGAGAGAUCUUAAAGGAUAUAGGAAUAGCUUCGUGGGGAGCAGCUCCUACCUCUAGGGCUGAGGGAGAGCCAAGGAAGAAGCACACUGAGAAGGGGGCCCCCAGCCAAGACUGAAAUUCAGACCUUCCUGGACAGGGUGUGGGUCCAGUGGCGUGCUGGAGCUGGUCUGUACAGGCUUGCAAGAGCCAAUUUUGCACCUCUCUUCCCAACCCUACAAUGAAAUUGGUCACGUUGGAGUAUUCACACCAUGGAAGUCAGUCAACGCUACAAGUCAGGGCUAUUGUUCUUUUUGAAUUAGUUAAAUAGUUACCAAUACAAGACUGGCUACAGCCCACGGAUGGUGAAGUUCACCGAGGGGCCACAGUAGGAACCACUGGUGGAGGUGCCAGCGAACUCAGCAGAGGUUGGGUGCUGCACUGGAGGAAUAAAAGGAAAAACUGCCGGAACCAGGAGAAGCCCCUUCCUGUUUGCCUUGUCCCUCCAGUGCGCUUUACUGGCAAAGCCUAACAUUGUGUCUGCUGGCAAAGGGAAGAUGUCUCCAGGUCCAGUUCCCGUAUCAUGAACUAGGGCAGAGAAUGGCAGGUUUGGAGUUAGGAGACAAUAAGUUGCUAACUGGCUUGUGUCACAAGUGCAUUGCCACGUCAGGACCUCUGUCCUCAUUCACCUCCCUGCCUCCAUGCUUUUCCCCCAGAGAGUUACGUACAUCACCCCUUACUUUAUCUAGACCUCUACUUCAUUGUCACCUCUUCCAAGAAGCCUUCCCUGACUCUUAAGAUACAAGUUUUAUUUCUCUGUCACAGCAAUGCCCAGAGGUAAGUCGGUGGUCAGCACACUACAGCCCACAGGCCAAAUGCAAAUCCAGCUCAUGGCCCUUUUUUUUUAAAGGUUUUA